GCUCCAGGCGAGGGAUUCUUUAUGCUCAAAGGUUCCCAUUGGGCGUACGACAAUCAGAAGUGCCUGUACCUGAAAAGGAUGGGGACACACCUCAACCACACUAUGGUAGCUUACUCUGGAUGGCUAAACAAAACAGAAUACACGAGGCACCCGAUACUUCUGUCAACACACCAGGGAUCUGGAGGCGCUGACAGUCUGCUGAAAAUCGAAACAAAGUCUGCAGCUUACUUCUACGAUAUCAAGCACGCUGACAAGAUGACAUCAUGCAUCGUUAUGACAGAACACAACGAUACCACUGCCCAAAAAUGCAUGAUGUGGGUCCGCGACCACUUUGCCCGCACUACGAAUGCGGAUGCGAAGCAAAGAUUGACAGAAUGCGAAGCAAAGUACAACAGCCUCGAUUGCAAGACUGAACAACCCAAGGAACCCAAGUGUCCAGCUUUAACUUCAAUACUUCCAAUAACGACUGACGAAUCCGACCUCAAAUCGUGUCGUUGAAGAUAUCCUUCUUCACCGUGCAUUAAAUAAUUGAAUGUUU
Molecule: messenger RNA, 538 nt
Organism: Ornithodoros turicata
Lineage: Eukaryota; Metazoa; Arthropoda; Arachnida; Ixodida; Argasidae
Exons: 4
Coding region: 22-498 (158 amino acids)
Source: RefSeq, a predicted model, not a curated record